GCUUGCCAUCAACAGCAACACAUACCCCGCGCACAGCGUUUAACUUGAUGUGACAGUUUGUGCGAUAUUAAAAGAGUAAUGUUGAAAAUGAGCAAUGACCUGAAAAGAUAUCUCUUUUGGUUCGCUCAUGAGCAUGUUGACUUCCGGCUGGCCGAAAUGGAAUCUAUAUUUGACAUGUUUAACAUUAAUCCAUGUGCAAUGACGAGGUCGAAGGAACAUCCUUAUUGGAUCGUGGCUUUACCUGACGAGAAUCUAGUGCGUCAAGUUGCUAAUAGAGCAGUCUCGUUACGCUUCUGUUUGGAGCUCUGGGCACAAGAUAAACGAAACGAGGACUUGCACGGUUCUCUGAAAGCUUACUUGGUCAAAGAUUCGGAGGCUAUGGCCAGAAAUAAGGGUAAAUCGUUUAAGAUCGUAGUGGAGACUUUCUGCAGACAUUUCUCCCAACGUGAGAAGAUAAAUAAAAUCGAGUCUUUCAGUUAUCUACCUCUUGAAGGACCAGUCAAGUUGAAAAAUCCAGACAUCACUCUAUGUUACAUCGAAUAUUACGGACUUAACCCCAACAACAUUCCUGAAGAACCUCAUGAAUAUUUCUUCGGAAGAUGGAUUGCCGAUGGUCAGCGAGAGUUAAUUCAAAAGUUGUCACUAAAAACUAGGAAAUUUAUAGGAAAUACGUCAAUGGAUCCCCAGCUGUCGCUGAUAAUGGCAAAUCAAGCACAAAUUAGGAACGGAGACCUAAUUUUCGAUCCGUUCGUGGGGACGGGCUCCUUGUUAAUUGCCGCAUCGCAUUUUGGAGGAUACACAUUCGGAACAGACAUCGACUUUUUAAUGCUUCACGGCCGUACGAGACCUACACGGAUAUCGCAAAAGACGAGGGAAAAAGAUGAGAGUAUCGCUGCUAACAUGCGUCAAUAUGGAAUGAGCUCUCAUUAUCUCGACGUCGUGGUGGCAGAUUUCUCCUAUCCACUGUGGCGGGCAGACUUAAGAAUAGAUGCUAUCGUAACGGAUCCGCCUUAUGGUAUAAGGGAAGCCACAGAGCGUAUAGGUACUAUGAAAAUCAAUCCGGUCAUUGAGGAACAUCAAGCGACUUCUCAUAUUCCUUCAAAGAUUGUUUAUGGCCUGAAUGAAAUAUAUAAUGACUUGCUGUGUUUCUCUGCGAGACAUCUGAGACUUGAGGGCAGAUUAGUCUGUUGGUAUCCAUUGUUUAGAGACCAAUACACGGAGGAUCAGUUACCAGCGCAUUCUUGUUUAGAGCUGAUAGCUAAUUCCGAGCAAGUGUUGAGCAACUACACUAGUAGGAGAUUAUUAACUUAUAAGAAAGUUAAAGAGCCAGAGGCAACUGAUGAGAGCGUUACCAUGAAUUUAAUUGAUUUCCGUGAAAAGUAUUUUGCAUUGCGCGAGGAAACGAGGAAGGAGAAACGAAUGAGGAAAGCUGCGGAAAGAGCAAAGAACCGAGAGGAGUGGGAACGUAGUAACAAGGAAGUUACCGAAAGAUGACUGUGGAGCCUCGCAUAUAGUAUUAUAUGAAAGACAACAGAAACCUCUUUUUUUUUAACUUUAUAACUCUUACUGUCAUUGCGCGUGAGGAUAUAUAAUUAUUCAAAAUUAUUUAUCAAAAUGUGGCUAUUUCAUUUUGCAAUUCUUGUUAUUAUGUACAGAAUAGUCAAAGUUGGAAACAAAGCAAACUAUUGCAACGAUUUAGAAAUAAAUAUUUUUUGCACGCAU
Molecule: messenger RNA, 1722 nt
Organism: Vollenhovia emeryi
Lineage: Eukaryota; Metazoa; Arthropoda; Insecta; Hymenoptera; Formicidae
Product: tRNA (guanine(10)-N2)-methyltransferase homolog
Exons: 9
Coding region: 79-1494 (471 amino acids)
Biological process (GO): methylation
Cellular component (GO): cytoplasm
Molecular function (GO): nucleic acid binding
Source: RefSeq, a predicted model, not a curated record